AUGCUAGAGAGUCUAGACCGGAAUGUUUUGAGCGCUAGUAGUCGCCCUGAGCAGCUGCGCCGGGUCGGAGGCCACCUGGCCGCCGUUGAGGUCGACGUAGACCCGAAGCGGGUACGCUGGGUCGACAAAGAGCAGUCUGGAGAGCAGGCGCAGGUUGCCGCUGAUGUACGACGUGCCGCCGAACCUGGUCUCGCUGGGGCUCGGGUAGCCGAGCGUUUUGGAGCCCAGCACGUCGAGAUAGAACUUGUCGUGGUAAUGGAUGGUUUUGGAGCCCGAGAGGUUGACGAUGUGGCCCGCCGCGAGCUGGCAGUCCAGCGUGAGGCUGUUGCGGAAGACCGACCGGAUGAGCUGCAGCGAGGACUCGAGCUUGACGAAUUUUUCCGGGCUGGUGUUGGACAGGCCUGUGAGCUCGUUUUUCAGGCUCCAGUGGACGCCGUUGAGCGGGAGCGCGUUUUUCGACGCGGGCAGGUACGUGAGGCUGUCGCACGCGACGGCGAGCAGCACCGACUCUUUGAAGUGGUCGCCCGCGUAGGUUUUGAUCUCGUCGCUGGCGCCGUCGUUGACGCGCAGCGUGGUUCUCUUGACGAGCGACACGGCAGCCGAGACAGCCGUGGUGAAGUGUCUGAACAGCUUCAGCUUCUCCACCCCCAGCGUUCCGGAGCCGACCCAUUGCUGCUCCGACUGGAACCGCGCGUCGUUCGUGUUGGACACAAACCCGUCCGCAAACAGUUUCAGCGACGUGUCCACCAUGGGCGCCUUGUACAGCACGUUGAGCAGCCGCACGGGCGAGUCGGGCACGAGGCCGGCCAGCGACGACACCUGCAGCAGCUCGGCGUUGCCGAACGUGUUGUUGUUGAUGUAAUUGAGCAUCAGCUGGUUGCCCUCUGGGGUGUAGACACUGCCGACGGUGGUGUGGGCCAGUUUUGCCGGGACAAGGUCGAAUUUGGCCGUCAGACACAGCGGGCUGUGUGGGUCCUGCGCGGCGGGCUCCACCUGGGCCGCGACUCUGUCGAAGCAAUUUGUGAGGGCGAGGUUUUCGAGGGCCGAUUGACACCUGCUGUUGAGCUGGCCGACGGUGAGGUCGGCGGAGGAGAGCAGCGGCGACAGCAGCUUGGUGAAGAAGUUGUCUGA
Ogataea angusta is the source of this 1131-nucleotide messenger RNA. RefSeq lists its product as uncharacterized. Lineage: Eukaryota; Fungi; Ascomycota; Pichiomycetes; Pichiales; Pichiaceae. The transcript has 2 exons. Bases 1 to 1131 code for a protein of 376 amino acids. The record is from RefSeq and is a predicted model, not a curated record.